Messenger RNA from Fundulus heteroclitus (mummichog), 1576 nucleotides. Its product is annotated as ceramide-1-phosphate transfer protein-like. The coding region runs from base 436 to 1368 and encodes 310 amino acids. Gene Ontology annotation, cellular component: cytosol; cytoplasm; membrane. Gene Ontology annotation, biological process: intermembrane lipid transfer; ceramide transport. Lineage: Eukaryota; Metazoa; Chordata; Actinopteri; Cyprinodontiformes; Fundulidae. Gene Ontology annotation, molecular function: ceramide 1-phosphate binding; ceramide 1-phosphate transfer activity. The record is from RefSeq and is a predicted model, not a curated record. The transcript has 6 exons.
GGAAUCAUUUUAUUUCCUGAUUAAAGUGAAAUAAAGAUCCAUUCAUACAUUCAUACAUCAGGAACUACUUUUUGUGACUAAAGGACACUGAGGGACAUUUUUAUUAACAUUAAGCUGAACUUUAUAGUGAGUUUUAUAAAAGCUGAAUGAGAUCAGGACCUGCAGUCUUCUCUGAAACCUCCUGAUCUAAACACUCCUCGUUUGGUUUGUCUGGUCUGAACGUCAGAAAUAAAAAAAAUCUUCCACAUUCCACAGUGGAAGACUUUGUGUUUGCGUGAGAUAAAGUAAGCGGAGGGGACAAAGGUCAAGUGCAAAGGUCACCCAGAGGUGUGUUUGUGUGAGUUUGUACCUGCAGAAGGCAGGAAGCAUGUGGUGCGGCGCCGGCUAAAACUCCAGAGGCAGGACGCUGAGGACGAGGGUUGCUGAGUAGAUGUGAUGGUUUUCCUCAGACGGACGCUGCUGCUUCGCUACCUGCUGCUGUCGACCACACUGGCUCUUCUCCUCUUCAUCAGCUCCUUUUGGCUCCCUCAGGGCGAACAAAGAGACUGUGGCUCAGUGUGGCAGCCAUGUUGGACUCACUACAGCCACACGCCACCGCACCCACUCAUCGUGGGUGGAUGGGCGGAGUCAGAAGAAGACGCGCCCUUUAUAAAAGAAUGCCCUGGACAGUCGUUCCAGGCCCGGAAGCUGCUACAUUACCUCAGGUCCAGUCUGGCUAAAGACGGCGAGGACAUCCUGCUGGAGCCGUACCUCCUCAGCUGGGACCAGCUACUCAAUUUCAUGGAGUCUCUAGGAACGAUGGUCAGUUUUUUUUCUCAGAAAGUGAGAGAGAAGACAGAACUGAUCCGAGAGCUGUCCCUGAAGCACAGUUCAGAGUUUAAUGGGAAAUCAGCCGGUUCCUCUGGACUACAAAACCCAGCAGCAUUUGGGUUAAACACUGGGGCGUAUCGAUCGGUUCGCUCCAUGGUGGAGGUGGAGCUGAAAGAGGGCCGGGUCAACUUCUCGUACCGUACAGACUCCGGCUGCAGAACGCUGCUAAGGCUGCAUCGGUCCCUGCUCUGGCUGAAGAUGAUGCUAGAGGGUUUGUCCGAAGGACCAGACUCUGGGGGACGAUACAAAACUCCUGGAGAGCUCAGCAGAGACGCCUAUCGGGUAGCGUUGGCCCCCCAUCAUCCCUGGGUUCUCCGUCAGGCCGCAGAGAUCGUCUUCCCCCUUCUUCCUGACAGGGAGUACUUCCUGCAGCUGGUGUGUGUGCAGAAGCAGGAGGAGGCCGCGCCCGUGCUGCGCAUCAUCAUCCAUGCCCUGUCGGUGGUGCACACACGAACUCAGCGAAUCCUAGAGGAGUACAACAUGUUGGAGCUGCCCUGAACAAACAGCAGAGUCCUUUGACAGUGGAGACCAAGCGGGGAAAAAGCAGAGGAAACUAACAGCAACUUGGAUCCAAGAACUGGUUUUUAUACUACAGAGUAUGGCUGAGUUUUGUAGCUCCAAAAAGGGGCGGACACUGAUAAAAAGUGUUUGUUUGGUGCUUCUUUAGCAAAUUUUGUUACCAAAAUAAAAGAUACCGCCUCAAAAA